AUGUCAAAAAAGAAGCAAACAAAUGGUGUAUCUACUACGGCUGUUGAUUCUAGGGAAGAGGGUCCGCUCUUUGUAGCUCCCAGCACUGAUUCCAUUAGUAUGCUAUUAAAGCCGCAAUUAUUUGGUAUAUAUGAUGAGGAGAUUGUAGAGAGUGAAGAUACGGAAAUUUACGAAGAGGCUAAAAAAUCUGCAGGCAGGGCACUUGAUGAAUCUGCCCUCGCAGCAGCAGCAGCAGCAGCCCCGCGUUCUACAUUACAGAAGUAUAUUCACUACGUUUGUUCGCUGGUUGUUCUGGGUGUUUCAGGUAUUGCAUAUCAUGAAUUAAGUAGGAACUUACAUGACAAUCAUUUAUUACAUGAGGAACUAGCAUCGAGGCCCUUAGUGUUAGGUGUUAAGGUAUGUCAACAACUGAGUUUCGGAAUAUUGCCGAUGUGGGCUGGCUAUGCAGUAGAGGGAAUCUUCUUUGGAUCUUUGUUGCCAAUAGUAGAUUAUUGGCGGGGCAUUUCAGUGGGCAAGGUUAAUCUUUCAAGUGUUCUACGUGCGAUCAAUGCGAUCAUGGGUGUCUCUUUCGGUAUCCGGAGAGUCGAAUGGUCAUCGUCGUUACAAGCCAGUGGCGCGUGGCUUCUACUAGACGGCAUUAUAUGGCUGCUUUUUGAUGGUUCGUUUUCGGUAUUUCUACUGGGAUUUGGGAUCGGGUUGGUCACUGUAAUAACGUGCUAUGACGAUAUUACUCAUUUUGCACAAUUGUUAUACUUUAUCGAUUUCUACUUUCUUGGAUUAUUGUAUUUUGGAAAAUUGGGAAGAUAUUUAAACCAAAACUGA
Messenger RNA from Eremothecium cymbalariae DBVPG#7215, 822 nucleotides. RefSeq lists its product as uncharacterized. The record is from RefSeq and is a predicted model, not a curated record. The coding region runs from base 1 to 822 and encodes 273 amino acids. Gene Ontology annotation, biological process: sterol biosynthetic process. NCBI's taxonomy places the organism in Eukaryota, Fungi, Ascomycota, Saccharomycetes, Saccharomycetales, Saccharomycetaceae. Gene Ontology annotation, cellular component: endoplasmic reticulum. The transcript has a single exon.